Molecule: messenger RNA, 297 nt
Organism: Neurospora crassa OR74A
Lineage: Eukaryota; Fungi; Ascomycota; Sordariomycetes; Sordariales; Sordariaceae
Exons: 2
Coding region: 1-297 (98 amino acids)
Source: RefSeq, a predicted model, not a curated record
AUGUUCCUUACAGAUCAAUUACUUUGGGCAAAUGUCCAAGGUGAUCAUGCACUGCCAAGGGCCACAAAAGGACCGCAGCUUCGUACCUUUGUUGACGCCGAGUGGAACCAGAAACCCCCCGAGGACCCGCGGGCGCCGCCUUCCGCAGGGGUAGAGCUAGGGAGCAAUGGCCGCUUCCCAGGGGGCCACCAGAUAGGGCAAGGCUCGGGUGGACCCCCCUUCGGCUACAUGUGGAUCCAGCUGUGUUGGAUGACGGCUAGUUGCUACACCCAAGACCUAUGGUCUGUUGCUGCUUAG